Paramecium tetraurelia is the source of this 369-nucleotide messenger RNA. RefSeq lists its product as uncharacterized. The transcript is spliced from 2 exons. Lineage: Eukaryota; Ciliophora; Oligohymenophorea; Peniculida; Parameciidae. The record is from RefSeq and is a predicted model, not a curated record.
AUGAUUAAUGGAUUGCCAUAAGUUGAAGAAAUGAAAAAGAUAAAGUCACAAUAAUUGGGAACUAUCUCAAAAAAUCGCAAUAACUCAGCAGAUUUAAGAACAUUUGCUUAAAAUAAAAAGAUUAAUUUGCAAAUAAUGUCAGAUGCCAAAUAGGCAUAAGUUAAGACUUAAGAUUUACCCAAAAAAAAGGAUCAAGGACAUUAAUUUAUGUUCAUGGCCAAGAUAUAAAUACGAAAUACAGAUAUGUGUGCUUUAAUAAAUAUCGUUAACCUUGCUUUUAGUAAUACGUCAGCAUUAGAAUAAAAUUUGCAUUAUUUCUAUCUUUUCUUAGAAAACUCCAACAGCUUCAAAAGAAUGCCCAUAAAAUGA